Patiria miniata (bat star) is the source of this 4246-nucleotide messenger RNA. Its product is annotated as beta-4C adrenergic receptor-like. Gene Ontology annotation, molecular function: G protein-coupled receptor activity. Bases 602 to 1636 code for a protein of 344 amino acids. NCBI's taxonomy places the organism in Eukaryota, Metazoa, Echinodermata, Asteroidea, Valvatida, Asterinidae. The transcript has a single exon. The record is from RefSeq and is a predicted model, not a curated record. Gene Ontology annotation, cellular component: membrane. Gene Ontology annotation, biological process: G protein-coupled receptor signaling pathway.
UGCGUCGUGUACGUAGACGUACGGUAGAGGUACGCGAGGUCUGCAUCGGUUAUUAAUAGACGUGGCGUGGCGUGGCGGGGGCUGCGUCAUAAAACUCACUGGCUGAGUGCCGAUGAUGGACAGUCGGUGUUUAGAGGAUUCGCGGUGCUGGACGUGCGCAGUCCGAGGUGUUAGGCUGUCAAUCAGCGUGGCGGCGGUCAUAAAGCAGGUUGCCCGUUCAUAUCCCCCUGCCGAGCAGUGACCACUGACGGGACUUUGCUCUUGUACUGUGGAACAUUGAGGACUAGACAGAGGCGUUCAUUCAGGCAAGGAGAGAGUUUCAGACUUGCAGACGCUGUGCGUCUUUUAUCGGCAUUGCAUUUAUGGGUAGUUGCUGGUUGAGCCGCGGCUAGGCGUUUGGUCGGCUCGAUACCGACUUGCACCGCCGGUUAUUGACUUCGUGAAUUGCAUUUCCAUCCUGCUGAGUAUUCUGACAUACAUGUACUGUACAUUGUGUUUUCUGAGUAACUAGAAGAGUUGUUAAACCGUGAGGCUCUGGCUAAACGUGCAUCGGAUAUUAAAAACUGUCUUGGAUUGUUGAUUUCAAAAGAGAUUCACAGCCAUGGAUGGCAAUGAUACCAUGUCUGAGACCACGGUCUUCAGAUUCGACGACAUGCGCCAGAGGAUUGUCGUGGCCUGCCUCUUUGCCCUGAUCUCUGUCCUGGGAACGGUGGGCAACAGCCUGGUCAUCGUGGCCGUGUUCUUGUCUAGAAAGCUCCGCACGACCACCAACGUCUUCGUGGUCAACCUGAGUUUAGCUGACCUGUUCACCUGUCUGUUCCUGCCCUGGAACAUCGUGGCCCUGCUCAGCCCGACCGGCUGGCCCAUGGACGGCACGGUCUGCGCCAUCGCUGCCGUGGUUCUCUUCACUUGUGUCAGCUGCAGCGUCUACACCUUAGCCGCUAUCGCCAUCAACCGCUUCGUCAUCAUCACCAGGCCCAUGCGCAAGUACAAGACCUACUACAGCCGCUGGAAGCUGGUCCUGAUGGUCGGGGUGACCUGGGGAGUCUCCCUCUUCAUCGCCAUCAUCCCUCUGAUCUUCGGACUCGGUGAGUUGGGGUACGACACCAAGUACAGUACCUGUACCCACAAGACCUCCCAUCCCUUAUCCGACUACUACAGCAUGGCGCAAGCUAUGCUCAUCUACCCCAUACCCAUGGUCACCAUCGUGGUCUGCUACGUGGCCGUCUUUCGCCACGUCCGUAACCACGCCAAGAGCAUCACCGAGCAGUCCGAAUCCUCCUCCACCCAGUCCCAGUUCGCCACCCAGCCCACGAUGCGACGGGAGAGCAGCCACCACCAGAGCAUCAGCCGCAGACAGGUGGAGAUCACCAAGAACCUGUUCUACGUGGUGUGUGCUUUCAUCCUCUGCAUCACGCCGUACUGCGCGGCUCUGGUCAUACCGAGGAGCGAGCCGUUCAUCCCGUGGGCUGGGGCGGUCAUCCUGGCCAACAGCUGUAUCAACCCGGCCAUCUACGCCACCAAACACCCGUACUUCAAGCAGGUGAUCAGGGCCAUACUCUGCUGCAGACUGUCCACCAUCCCUGAACCAGCAAGCUGCUUGAGAUCCUCUCAAACUCGAUGGAAGCCGCGAUGACUAGAGAUGAAGAGAGUGGCUUCAAGUUCAAGCCUCAAAAGACAAACAAUAACAACGGCUACGCAAACUGAGAUUGAAAAGUGCCAGGGAAAUGUUGCGCAGGCAGUGGACUUGAGUGAAUAUUAUUGUGCUAGUUAUACACAACAGUGACAACGACAUUACUGCACCCAUGGGGCCAUAUAAAGGAUAGACCAAAGAGAGCUCAGUGACUGUGAGCGUGUGGAACAAUGGAGAGGAAUUCUUCCUACCUCCAGAAUUGAAGUUGCAAAGGAAAAGGGCCCAUAUAAAUAAGAAACAUAUUCAAUAUGCAAUGAAAACUGAAUAUGGAUAGAGACCUGCAUCCGUUUUGUAGAGUUUUUUGUACUGAUUUGUUAACGAUCCUUGGGUUAUGCUUUACUAUCAAGAACCCAAUUUUCUGGUGCAAACUUUUUUUUGAUGAAAGCCCGCAGAAACAAAAUGAGUCUUACGUUUUUGACAUACGAGGAACCACCCGCAUGAUGACAAGUCAACGAAUGUGGUACUCUAUGUGGUACUAGUAUGAGAAAACAAUCUCCGCAUUACCACUGCAGACAUGACUCUGGGUUUCUACUUGAGUUUUAGAAAUACCUAUAGAGUAUAGUGAUGCUAAUGUUUCUGUAUAUUUGUAUAAAAAUGUUUCUCGUCGUUUGCUGUACAUCUUGCCACAUCUUGCUGUCAAUCACUCUGUGUGUUAUUAUUUUAAUAGAGCAAAGUGCCUUGCGGUGUCAGGAUUCAGGGAAAUCAGGUGCUAAUCGCCUUAUCAUCGGAAGUGCCCACAAGUUGUUGACUUAAAGCUCGGACCCAUCCACACUUCUCCUAAAAUACUCCAAAUCGUUCAGCAGUAUGUAAGUUGUUGAUUCAACCCGUAUGGCCAGCUGCCCGCUCGUGUAUACUGACAUGCGUGACGCGUGUGUGUCUUAUCGUAGACAAACACACACACACACGGUAGUUUCUUCAAUCGCCCCUCUUAUCUGAAAAUACCGGCUAUGCAAUUCUUUAUAACGCAAAGGACUAAAAGCUGAUAACGGAGAAUACUUUUCAUAUGUCCGGGGGCAAAACAAAAGUGAUAACGGUGCUGCCUUAUACAAAUUCAGCCACACUUGCCUUAAUAUAGACAGAUCAAGGAUUUGCACGCCCGCCCCGCGAAGGACAGGAAGUGUGACUCGCGCACUCCUCUGUCUCUGAUAAAUUUACGUUUACAACUGAUCCAAUUCAGGAAGAAAAACAAAAGAAAAGAGUAUUCUUAAUUCCGAAACCACCCGCCUCGUCUUGCCAGAUGCCAUUUUGUUGGGGUUAUGUAGAUUGCUUUUUCUAGCAACAAUCCGAAUAUUAUUAAUUUGACUGUGUCCAAAAAGGAAACAUUAAGAACUCGAGUUGUCGUGGGUUAAAAUCACGGUGAACCACAUGAUUGUUUUUGAUGGUAAUAAUGAACAAUAGUUAAUGCACCAUCUACACGGUAAAAGAGGGGUGGAAGUGGGUGUCUUAAGAUUAAUCAGAUUCAUAUUGUAGACCAUUUCCAACCACCGCGUCUCCUCUUUAAACCAUAGAGCAAGUCUAAACCAAUUAAAACAACAUAAAGCCGUGACACAAAAUACUGUUUUAAUAAUAUAGUGCCGGCCUAGCGUGCCAACACGCACCGCUGGCUCACCAAGAAUGACACCUGCAGAGAAACAGAGAAAUGAUACUGGUAGAUAACUGAGUUACACUCAGUACCGUCAUCUGAGCAACUGUAUCUUUAAUAUGAACUGAACAGUGCACUCCAUGCCACAGUUUCUAUUCUAGGGCAUCUGUCUACAUGUACUCACAAGAGUUGGUGAACCCGACGCAUAUUGCACGCCGAAGACGAGGCAAACGUGGCAGUAAUUGAAUCCGGGUUAAAUUGUACACUGAAAAAUUGUCUGGGUUAAUUUUACCCAAACAAGGGUGAAAACUGCAACUACCCAACAUUUGGUUGUCCUUUACCCAAUUGUUUAGGUUAGAAUUCUGUUAAAUUCAACCAAAACUUGUGGUCAACCAAACUAAAUUUAAUUUGGUCUUGUAGUGUACGACCACAAGUUUUGGUUGGAUUUAGCAGAAUUCUAACCCAAAGGUAAAGGACAACCCAUUUUGGGUAGUUGCAGUUUUCAGUUUCGCCCUUGCUUGGGUAAAAGUAACCUGCAGGUAAUUUUUCAGUGUAAGGGCAAUUUUCACGGUUGGGUUGAAAACGAGGCUGUACUGGCAUGAACUACAAGCUUCUCUCGGAUGGGUUCUUCUACAAAUUGUUAUGUCAGCAGCUUAUAUAGAAGGGAAGAGUCUUUGUUUUGCAAGUUUAGUCUUUGUUUUUUUUACUCGGGAUUCGUAAUUCUAUGCAAAAGGUGAAUGUCAUGUGAAGUAUAUCAAGAGGUAAUCUCACCAUUAAUACUCUUAUUUUUGUUUCAUUAUGGCAGACUUAUCUCGCGAUAGACUUUAGAAACACGGUUGUUUUUUAAGAACUUUGAUAUUAAUUUGAACUUGCUAAAACUGCCCCUUCUUGUUUACUAAAACACUGUAAAUAAUGUUUGAUAAUGCUUGUUGUUGUUAAUAAACUAUUUGUAUUAAUUUAUUGAAUGCCAA